CAGCAUCUGCAGAGCUAAGUGCGAGUCGCCCAUUGACGACGCGGAGAGGCGCUACUAGACAGCGAUGUACACUUGUACAGAGCAGUGAGCGAGCUCCGUCCUCACCCAUGACCCUUCCCUUGAACCUGCGUGUACCCGCCUCCUGCACCCGGCGUGAUCCCGCCCUCUCUCUCUCCCUGCGUGCGGGCUUGGCGGGUGGUGUUGGCGCGCUGGGCUGUGCGGCAUUGAAGUCGUCCUGCUCCGUCUGCUCGCUUCUUCCUUUCCCGGUGUCAUGGCGCAGAGCACGCCCGGCCCCCUGCCCACCGUCCAGGCCGGCCUGCGGGAGGCCCUGCUGGAGACGCUGAGCGGCAUCCUGUCUCCGGGACACGAGGUGCGGGCGGCGGCGGAGGAGCAGCUGAAAGUGCUGGAAGUGACAGAGGAGUUUGGGAUACAUUUGGCUGAGCUGACUGUGGAUCCACAAGGUGCUCUGGCCAUCAGGCAGCUUGCAUCAGUAGUAUUGAAGCAGUAUGUUGAAAAUCAUUGGUGUUCUCAUUCAGAAAAGUUUAGAUUACCUGAGACUACUGAAAGGGCUAAGGCAGCAAUCCGCCUCCUACUUCCUCAAGGACUUCGUGAGUCAAUCAGCAAAGUGCGUUCCAGCGUAGCAUAUGCAGUAUCUGCCAUUGCACACUGGGACUGGCCUGAAGCAUGGCCGCAACUUUUCAAUCUACUCAUGGAGAUGUUAGUAAGCGGGGAAGUCAAUGCUGUACAUGGUGCUAUGAGAGUGCUGACAGAGUUUACCAGGGAGGUGACAGACACACAGAUGCCCUUGGUUGCUCCUGUCAUUCUGCCGGAGAUGUACAAAAUCUUCACCAUGAGUGAUGUUUACAGUAUACGUACCCGCUCUCGGGCUGUGGAAAUUUUUACUACAUGUGCGCAUAUGGUUUGUAAUAUGGAUAUGCUGGAAAAGGGAGUGGCACACUCUCUAAUCUUUCCAGUGGUCCAGCAGUUCACAGAGGCAUUUAUCCAAGCUCUGCAAAUGCCAGAUGGCCCCACCUCAGACAGUGGCUUGAAGAUGGAAGUGUUGAAGGCAGUUACUGCACUAGUGAAGAAUUUUCCAAAGCACAUGGUGUCCUCAAUGCAGCAGAUUCUGCCUAUCGUUUGGAAUACACUGACUGAGAGUGCUGCUUUUUAUGUCAGGACAGAAGUAAAUGAUACAGAAGACAUUGAGGAUCCUGUGGAUUCUGAUGGUGAAGUUUUAGGCUUUGAGAACUUGGUAUUUAGUAUAUUUGAAUUUGUGCACACCUUAUUGGAGAACAAAUUUAAAGGCAUAGUGAAGAAAGCUCUGCCGGAGCUGAUCUAUUACAUUAUCCUCUACAUGCAGAUCACAGAGGAGCAGAUAAAAGUUUGGACUGCUAACCCACAGCAGUUUGUCGAGGAUGAAGAUGACGACACGUUUUCUUACACUGUCCGCAUAGCUGCACAGGACCUUCUACUGGCAGUGUCCAGUGAGUUCCAGAACGAAAGUGCCGUUGCUCUUGCAGCUGCUGCUACACGUCACCUUCAGGAGGCUGAGCAGAUAAAGACACAAGGUGGUGAGAACUGGUGGAAGAUACAUGAGGCUUGCAUGCUAGCCCUGGGCUCCGUGAAGUCUGUGCUUACAGAGGGUGUACAGAGUGGAAGGGUUCAGUUUGAUAUGCCUGGCUUCUUGACCGGCGUCAUUCUUUCGGACCUCAAUCUUUCAGUUUCCCCUUUCCUGUUGGGUCGCUCCCUCUGGGCUGCAAGUCGCUUCACAGCUGCUAUGUCUCCAGAGUUGAUACAACAGUUUCUACAGGCUACAGUUAGUGGUCUGCACGAUAACCAGCCACCAUCUGUGCGCAUCUCUGCUGUCAGAGCAAUCUGGGGGUACUGUGAUCAGCUGAAGAUCUCCGAAAGCACCCAUGUGCUUCAGCCCUUUCUGCCUAGCGUAGUUGAUGGACUUAUACACCUGGCUGCUCAGUACACAUCAGAGGUGUUGAAUCUUGUAAUGGAGACGCUGUGCAUUGUCUGCAGUGUGGAUCCAGUAUUCACAGCCAAUGCUGAAUCUAAGAUCUGCCCUUUCACUAUUGCAAUCUUCCUUAAGUACAGCAAUGACCCUGUUGUUGCCUCUUUGGCGCAAGACAUUUUUAAGGAAUUGGCUCAAAUAGAGGGGUGCCAGGGUCCCAUGCAAAUGAGGCUCAUUCCCACUCUAGUUAGCAUAAUGCAGGCUCCAUCUGAAAAGAUUCCAGGUGGCCUCUGUGCGACCUCAAUUGAUAUUUUGACCACAGUUGUGAGGAAUACAAAGCCACCUCUCUCAGAACUUCUUAUCUGUCAAGCGUUUCCUGCUGUAGCCCAGUGUACCUUACGCACAGAUGAUAAUACCACCAUGCAGAAUGGUGGUGAAUGUCUUCGUGCUUAUGUGUCAGUAGCCCUGGAACAGAUUGCCCAGUGGCGAGAUGAGCAAGGUCAUAGUGGGCUUUGGUAUGUGAUGCAAGUUGUCAGCCAACUACUGGACCCACGUACCUCUGAAUUCACAGCCGCAUUUGUCGGGCGUCUUGUAUCCACUCUCAUCUCCAAGGCUGGUCGUGAGUUGGGAGAAAACCUAGAUCAAAUCUUGAGAGCGAUUCUCAGCAAGAUGCAGCAGGCAGAAACGCUCAGUGUCAUGCAGUCCUUGAUCAUGGUGUUUGCACACCUUGCAAACUCACAGUUGGAGCCUUUGCUUGAGUUCCUUUGUAGUCUUCCUGGCCCUACUGGUAAACCAGCUCUAGAGUUUGUGAUGUCCGAGUGGAUGAGUCGCCAACAUUUGUUCUAUGGGCAGUAUGAAGGCAAAGUUAGCUCAGUGGCCCUUUGCAAGAUUCUGCAAUAUGGCAUUACUAUGGAUGACAAAAGACUUCAAGAUAUCAAAGUGAAAGGUGAUGAAAUAUUCAAUAUGGAAGAAGGUAUCCGAACCAGGUCAAAGACAUCAAGAAAUCCUCAACGUUUUACAACCAUUCCUUUGCUUGUUAAGAUUUACAAGCUGAUCGUUAAUGAGCUUUCAAGUGUUAUUGAAGCUAAUGCCACCAGGCAUACAGAAGAGGAGUGGGCCCAGGGCAAUGGGGAUGACACCAAUGAUAUGUGGGAAGAUGAUGAUGAGGAUGAAGGUUUGGCUGGGCAACUUUUAUCAGACAUCCUUUCCAGCAAUAAAUAUGAUGAGGAUUAUUAUGAAGAUGAUGAAGAGGAUGAUCCUGAUGUCUUAAAGGACCCUUUAUAUCAGAUUGACUUGCAGACAUACCUAACAGAAUUUCUGCAGCAGUUUGCCCAGCAGCCUUGUUUCGCCGCCUUCUCUAAUCAUCUGAAUGAUAAUGAACGUCGAAUCCUCCAGUCAAUUGGUAUAUGAGUGCAUUGGACAUCAAAAGAGAUGAUUUGCUGUUUGAAGACAUAAAGCAGCAUUGGGAUUACCCUAAAACCUUAACCCACCUGCUGGUUGUACAAUCCGAGGGACCAACCUCUCUAUUUCAAAGAGUUACCUGCACAAUCUUGUACAUUUGGUCUGUUUUCCUUUGACCUCAUUUGGGGCCUACUUCCACUGCAUUGCCAGUUACGUGUAUAAGAUCAUUGUAACCUCAGCGGUGCACAGGGUGGCAGUGUAUGAGCGGUGUCCUCAAAAACUGUUAGGCAUUUGCUGUGUAAAACUCUACUGAUUUCACUCUUAACCAGCAACGUUGUCUUUGGCAUGUAGCAGUAUGGGUUUAGUAUGAUUGUGCUCUUCUAGCCCCUGUGGGUGAUGUCCUCCUUUCCCUUCCACACUAAUAACUUGAGAAACCUGGUGCCUUGUAUAAUGAUGCAUAGUGUUGAUACAGUGUAAUGCUAAACUGUUCUGGGCCAAGUCAACCUCUGCAUGUCCCUGUCUUCUUCCCACAGGAGGUUAGAAAGCACUUUGCUGGGAAAGUACUAGAGCAGCAGCCAGAUGGAGAUGUAGUGCUGGAAUGUAGAAUACAAUGCCACCUGAAUGGACACAAUGAAAAAUCUGGACAUAAGAUAUGAGGCAUGCAUACCUCCUUCAUCCCGAGUCCAGCUAAGGAUUAUGCACCAAUACACAUUGGAUCAUUCAUUUUUUUUUUUUUCUCCCAAGUAAAACUCUUUAGCAGUACUUAUUUCAUUUGGGAUCAGUAUUUCUAAGAGCUUUCAGCCAGUCUGAUUUGUGACGUUUAAACUCUUAUAUCAACUUUAUCCACGACAAGCAAAGCAACAACAUUGACAUUAAAGUGGUGCUGAGCAGGACAUUUAUUUACAGGAAAGGACGCUUUCAGGACUUAACAUCAACUUAAACAAAGUUAUGCAAACGAAGUUGGUGAUGGAAUACUUCCUGAGCUGUAUUAUUCACGUGACUGACUGGAGCUUCACUUUUAACCUCUCCAUUUACUACCCGCAGAAUUUGAAAACAUUUUGUGUUUUUCAUAAGUCACUUUAGGAAAAUAAAAUAUGUGAAUAAGUUAUCAUCUUAAAGUCCCAAACACAAUUAUGAUUUAUUUUUGGAUUUACUCUGAAGUAUGUUUUAAGAAUGGGAAUACUUGUUCCUAAAACGCCAUUAUUUGUGUACACAGUAUAGUUUGUUGCACUAAACAGUUUGUCAUGUCUUAAAGUCAGGUAUAAAUGCAUAUUAAUGCACAAUGCAUUCAUUGUUCAGGGUUUCCUGGCAUUUCACUAGAGCUCUGUUUUUAAAAGUGAAGUUUAAUAUAGUAUUCCAUAUGAGCCCUAUAAAAUCUAACUGAUCCACCUCUUUAGAAUAGAAUUUGAUGAGAUACAGGACAAAGCGGAGUCUGUUAAACUACUUUGACCUUUCAGUGCCUGUGCUUUUUUACCAAUACACACAGGCCAUGCGUCUGCAGAAGUGGUCUGUCACUUACUAUUACAAAUUCCUGCUCACUGCAAAGAUAUUCAAGUUUGUUGUUAAAAACAAACUAUCUUUUAUCACUGCAAUAAGCUAGUCUGUGUUUUACAUUUGCAGUGUGCUACAUGUACAUAAGAUAUUUAACCAUUGCUUAUUGCCAGUUUCAGUCAGAAAAUUGCAAGGCCAGUCUUCCCUCUUGUUACCUGCAAUAUAGUACUAAAUGAGUAAGAUUGUGUGUGUCAGUAUCUUGUAUUCUGAACAUGAACUAUAACCAGUAAACUAUGAUUAUUUAAUUAUGUUGAUAGUAA
Messenger RNA from Pseudophryne corroboree (corroboree frog), 5172 nucleotides. It is a transcript of the gene IPO9, whose product is annotated as importin 9. Lineage: Eukaryota; Metazoa; Chordata; Amphibia; Anura; Myobatrachidae. The record is from RefSeq and is a predicted model, not a curated record. The transcript has 24 exons. The coding region runs from base 272 to 3370 and encodes 1032 amino acids. Gene Ontology annotation, molecular function: small GTPase binding. Gene Ontology annotation, biological process: protein import into nucleus. Gene Ontology annotation, cellular component: nuclear envelope; cytosol.